UAAACAUAUAUUUAUAAACAUUACAUGCUUGUGAAUAACUUAAAUACGACCAUGUUUUUAUAAAUAUCAAACUUCCAGAAAGGAGCACUUGAUAAAGUUAUCCCACAACAUUCCGGUAGGAUCCUCGGAACGUGAUCCUGUUUGAACCACACCUAAAUAAGAUAUAUAACAGAGAGAGACAGAGAGAGAAAUCUAGACGGAUGUCGAGCUCACAGUGUUACCUGUGUGGUGACGGGGUUGGGCACAAGGCUGGGAGGGUGGAGGUGAGAGCCUUCCAGUUGUCACGUGACCAGCAGAAGGGCCUUAAGGCAAAGUGGAACGACAAUGGCGAGGGAGUUUUUCACCGAGACUGCUGGGCAAAACUGAGCGACGGGGCGUACGGAAGGAGUGCUGACCUUGAACUUUCUGAGCUCGAGAUCAAAUUAGUGAAAGAGGCGCGCAAGACUGCUGAAUAUCACGAUUCCGACGACUACAUAACUGCGGAAGCAAAACGGAUUGCGCAAAUGAUUCGAAAUGCAGAUUACCCAGUAUUUUUCACAGGGGCCGGGAUCUCCACCGCGGCGGGUAUUGGGGACUUCCGAGGAAAAGACGGCAAGUGGACGGAGCGCGACAAGCUCAAAGAACACGGUACAAAGGGGGCAAAGAAAGCCUACAAGAAGACUCCCCUGAGAGACCUGCGUCCCACGUAUACGCACGAAGCCAUCAGAAAGUUGGUGGACAUGGGAAUAUUCAAGUUCGUUAUCAGUCAAAAUACAGACGGCAUUCACCGACUGUCUUGCAUUCCGGCAUCCAAGAUGGCCGAGCUCCAUGGAAACGCCUACGUUCAGAAGUGUGAGAAGUGUGGCACGCGCUAUGACGUGGGGAGAAGCCACCGGGACGCCGCCUCUCAGGCGCACAACGUCCCGCCGAAAAAAUGUGAAAGGUGCGGCAUCAGCCAUAGAACAGGAAGGAUGUGCGAGAAAAAGGAUUGUGGAGGGUACCUGAUGAACACUAUUAUUAACUUCGGUGACUACCUUGAGGAGCAAGUACUCGAUGCAGCGCAGGAGCAUGCGCGGAAGGGAGACAUUUUUAUGUGUCUGGGUUCCACGUUAAUGGUCAGCCCAGCGAACAGCCUCGUUAUGAGCGGAAAAUCCCCACACAGACUCGUUAUCUGUAACAGGCAAGCGACAGAGUACGAUACCGAAUGCGAGCGCGUGGACGAGCAAGGUGUACGGAUCGGGAGCCGUAUCCAUGGCGACUGUGACAAGCUGAUGAAGGCCCUGAUGGUAGAGUUGCUGGGCGACGAAGCCGUUCGCGACUGGGAGGACGGACGGGAGGCGCGUCUGCUGGAGUACGACGAGAUGCGGCGAUAGUUUUGGACAACUCGGAGGACCAUAAAUCUACAGUAUAUAGACAGACGGACAGACGAAUUGUUUAUUUCGACCUGAACAAUGUACACCUUCAUCAACACAAAUGUUUACUUAUAUAUUUUUCCGAGUAAUCGAGUACCCGAGUACUCGAUCGAACGAUCGUCCGAGUACUCGAGUAUUAAUUUUCUACUCGUUGUCAUCCCUUGUUUAUAAUGAUCAAUGUCAACGUGUUGGCAUUUUAACAAACAAUGUAGCAUAAACGAGUAUAUAUACAAGUGAAAUAAAAACUGCGAGCAUCAGGGAGCCUACAAAUACAAGUUAAAAGUAAACUUCACAAACGACUUCAUUGUCAACUGUAAUUGUCACUACACGUACAAGAUACAGGUACACGUACGCGUACACUCAAGUGUUAGGCUGAUUCGCAUUUACUUGCGCCAACUAUUUAUCAGUAAUGCUUUGCAAUGAAUCCAACCGACACAACAUAGCGCACGCAAUUUUCAUGAUAUUUAUUCUUUAACGUAUUUUCGCUUUUGUUAACGCUUGUUUUUUCUACAAAAUAAAGCAAAAACAUCGACAA
Messenger RNA from Mya arenaria, 1926 nucleotides. Its product is annotated as NAD-dependent protein deacylase sirtuin-6-like. The transcript is spliced from 7 exons. The coding region runs from base 201 to 1352 and encodes 383 amino acids. NCBI's taxonomy places the organism in Eukaryota, Metazoa, Mollusca, Bivalvia, Myida, Myidae. Gene Ontology annotation, molecular function: NAD+ binding. The record is from RefSeq and is a predicted model, not a curated record.